Messenger RNA from Chenopodium quinoa (quinoa), 5075 nucleotides. RefSeq names its product probable LRR receptor-like serine/threonine-protein kinase At4g36180. Lineage: Eukaryota; Viridiplantae; Streptophyta; Magnoliopsida; Caryophyllales; Amaranthaceae. Bases 1412 to 4807 code for a protein of 1131 amino acids. The record is from RefSeq and is a predicted model, not a curated record. Gene Ontology annotation, biological process: protein phosphorylation. The transcript has a single exon. Gene Ontology annotation, molecular function: protein binding; ATP binding; protein kinase activity.
GGAGGGGGUGAGGGUUUAAUUUGAUGGGAAGCCUCCCAAAAAUUCAAGUAGACCCAAUUUGCACACUUGGAUACCAAAAUACUUGGUGGGGGUAUGGAAAGUAGGAGAAAGAAAAGGUGGUGAAGUAUGGAAAAAUAGGAGAGAGAAAGUAAAUGAAGAGGUUAAUGAAUAUAGGUAUGGAAUUGUAAAGUGAGAAGGUUAUGUGAUAAGGUUAGUGGAAAGUGAUGUACACUAAUGAGGUGAGGAGAGAGAAACUAUGGGAAGCCCCAUGAAUGUUGAUGCUCAGUGUCUUGCUAGGUAAAUUAACUUAUCAAAAUGUGUUUCCAAACCCUUUUUUUUUUUUUUAACUUUAAGAUGACAUUUUACGCAUUUUACUUAAUCAUAAGAAGUUUGUAUAACUUUUAAGUUUAUUUUCUAAUUUUAAUUUUUGUUAAGUAUGUUUCUUAAAUUACAUAAUGGUCAAUUUUUUUUACUUUUUUUGUAAAAUAAAAAUUAUGUCUUGAAUCCCUAGAUGUAACCAAAUGAAAUGUAUCAGACCAUAUCACUACGCUUAAAAGAGUUAAUAAUACUCCUAAAUCCUAAUGUAUAGCUCAUCAAGUCAUAGCACCUACCGGCUACCACACAAUAGCUACAAGGACCAAAUUGUUUGACAAUCUCAUACUCCAGAUUAAAGAAGGUUGUUGCCAAAUUAAAAGAGUAAUUACUAGUAGUUUGGAACUUAGAUGGGUAGGAUUCUAGGUUGGUUUUUAAAAUUGGUUUAAGUGAAAUUUGACCAAUAAGUCUUUCAAUCAAUUGUUAAAAAAAAAAAAAAAAAAAAAAAGUCUUUCAAUCAAUUCUCCACAUUAAUCAUCCUUACUUUUGGACCAUUUUAGCUAAUUUCUAGGUCUCAUUAACAUUAAUACAAGCAAAAACCCAAUUUUCAAACAAAUUUGGACUAAACAAUCAACAAAAUACGAGUCAAUUUUGCCAAACCUAUCCAUACAAUAACGAACACAAAAAAUCAAGAAUUUCCAUCCUUAGUAUCCCUUGAUAUGCCAAUAUGGCAUACAUCUACUGAUCUAGUAUUCGGUAUUCCUCAUACUAAUAAUUUAUUUAUUUAUUUAUUGCUUCUUACAUAAUUUUUGGGAAGAAAUAAACAAAUGAACAGUGAAUAGUUAAUAAAAAAAAAAAUACAUGUACGAUUAAAAAAACAGCCAGAAAUUUGACAGUCCACUUCUACUCUACUAAAAAGCAACAUACGCUCCAUUUUCCCAACUUCGCAUUCCCCAAAACCCACAAAAAAACACCAUCAACAAUAACAACAACUAUGAAAUGAAAAACCAUCAAUUAUUAUUCUCCUUCUAUAAUUCCAUAAUACUAUAAUUCAUUCGUUGCAUUUUCAUCCCACCAUUUUCUUUUAUGCUUCAUUUUUAUGGCAACGGCUAUUUUUCUUGUCUCCCUCACUCUUACCUUUGGUUUUGCUACCAUUUUUUCCGGUGCUACAGUGACGGAGGUUGACUCACUACUAGCCUUCAAGCGCAAUCUAAAUGACCCACUUGGCGUAUUAGACGGCUGGGAUGCGUCCACGCCAUUAGCCCCUUGUGACUGGCGUGGCGUCGGCUGUUACUUUAGCAGAGUUGAUCAGCUCCGCCUUCCACGGCUUCAGCUCACCGGCGUACUUUCGCCGGAGCUUGGAAAGUUACGGCAGUUGCGGCGGUUAAGCCUCCACUCUAACCACUUUCAUGGGUCUAUUCCUCGCUCUUUUACCGAACUUUCUCUUAUUCGUGCUCUUUACCUUCAUAAUAAUUCCCUUUCCGGCGAUGUUCCACCGGGGAUUCUCUCUCUUAGUAAUCUUCAGAUCGUUAAUCUCGCCGGUAACGACCUGUCGGGUAGAAUCUCCGGCGGAAUCUCACCCAGUCUCCGGGUACUCGACCUCUCGUACAACAAUUUCUCCGGGUUGGUUCCGGCGAAUUUCUCGGAGAGCUUGCAGCUGACGCUGAUUAACCUCUCGUCGAAUAGGUUCUCCGGCGAGAUACCCGCCAGCAUUGGCGCGCUUAAACGGCUGCAAUACUUGUGGUUGGAUUCGAAUCUUUUAGUGGGUACUCUUCCUUCGGCGAUACUGAAUUGUACAUCGCUUGUUCAUAUUUCUGCCGAGGAUAAUUUCAUCUCCGGUAAUAUUCCGGCGACGAUUGGUGCAAUGCCGGAGUUGGAGGUACUUUCUCUUACCUCUAAUAAACUCUCUGGUGUAGUCCCUGCCUCUGUGUUUUGUAAUGUGUCCAACCCUCGGUCGCUUCGAUUCGUUUUCUUAGGGUUCAAUGCCCUCACGGGAAUCGCUAAGCCGCCAAAUGGGUGCACAUUUAGGAGUGGAUUGGAGGUCUUAGACCUUCACGGGAACCGCAUUGUUGGCGAGUUUCCGGAUUGGGUGGCGGAUAUUCCAACGUUGAGGGUUUUAGAUCUUUCUGGAAACCUCUUCACUGGUUCACUUUUUGCAAAUUUUGGAAAUUUGAUGAAUUUAGAGGAGUUUAGGGUGGCUAAUAAUUCAUUGAAAGGUCAAGUUCCUAAGGAAAUAGGACAAUGUAGUAUGUUGAGGGUUCUUGAUCUUGAAGGGAAUCAAAUUUCUGGGAAAAUUCCAGAAAUUUUUCAGAAUUUGAGUAAUUUGAGGGUUUUGUCAUUAGGAAGAAACAGAUUUUUGGGUUUGAUUGACUUUGAUGUCGGGAGUAUUCAGAGUUUGGAAGUGUUGAAUUUGAGUGAAAAUGAAUUGACUGGAGUGGUCCCAAAUGAGGUGCUUCAACUCACUAAUUUGACCACUUUGAACCUCAGUUUUAACAAUUUUUCUGGGCAUGUUCCAGUAGAAGUUGGUGAUUUGAAGAGUUUAGCGGUGUUGAAUUUGAGUCAUUGUGGGUUUUCGGGUUCGAUUCCGAGUAGCAUUGGGAGUUUGAUGAGGCUAAGAGUUCUAGAUUUGAGCAAACAGAGAUUAUCUGGGAAUUUUCCUGCUGAACUGUUUGGGUUGCCCAAUUUGGAGGCUGUUGCAUUGCAGGAGAAUGAUUUACAUGGGGAUAUUAUUGAGGGUUUUAGUAGUUUAGUUGGUUUGAGGUACUUGAAUCUUAGCUCCAAUUCUUUAUCUGGUGACAUACCGGCGACUUUUGGCUUCCUCCGGUCCCUGAAUGUCCUCUCUCUAUCAAAUAAUCGAGUCUCGGGUGAAAUUCCACCUGAGCUUGGCAAUUGUUCAGAGUUACAAGUACUUGAACUUGCAAGGAAUCGUUUGGUGGGCAAUAUUCCAAAUUCUUUGUCAAGGUUAUCUCAUUUGGAGGAGCUUGAUUUGGGUCAUAAUAAUUUGGAUGGUAAUAUACCAAAAGAUAUUUCCAAAUGCUCUGAUUUGCUAAAGUUGGUCUUGGAUUUUAACCAUUUUUCAGGGCCUAUUCCAGGCUCAUUGUCAAAAUUGCUACACCUUAGAAUGCUUGAUCUUUCAUCAAACAAUUUGAGUGGCUCCAUCCCAGAAAAUCUAACCCAUAUAUCAAGCUUGCAAAACCUAAAUUUAUCCUCGAAUCAUUUCGAAGGUGAAAUCCCAAAAACUCUAGGUUCUGAUUUCAGUGAUCCUUCAGUGUUUGCAGACAAUGGAAAGCUGUGUGGGUAUCCAUUGAAGAAGGAAUGCUCGUAUUUGAGGCGGAGAAAAAUGAGGAAGUUGAUGUUGAUUAUUGGUGUUGCACUUGCUGGGCUUCUUUUCCUAGCAUUAUGCUGUUGUGGUUACAUCAUUAGCCUCCUACGUUGGCGUGAGAAGCUCAAAGGUAAGGCAGCCGGGGGAGAGAAGAAACCUAGCCCACCGAGAAAAAGCUCUGGAGCCGAAAGAAGUAGAAGCAGCAGCGAAAAUGGUGUCCCAAAACUUGUCAUGUUCACUAGUAAGAUUACAUUGGCAGAGGCCUUAGAAGCAACAAGGCAGUUUGAUGAAGAAAAUGUUCUAAGCAGAGGAAAGUAUGGGAUGGUGUUCAAGGCCUCCUUUGCUGAUGGAAUGGUUCUUGCAAUCCGGCGAUUACCUGAUGGUUUCCUUGAUGAUAGAGGCUUCAAGAAGGAGGCUGAGAUGCUCGGGAAAGUGAAGCACCGGAACAUCACCGUGUUGAGAGGGUAUUAUGCCGGUCCACCUGACAUAAGACUCCUAGUUUAUGACUACAUGCCUAAUGGAAACUUGGCCACUCUUCUUCAAGAAGCAUCACACCAUGAUGGGCAUGUCCUGAAUUGGCCAAUGAGGCACUUAAUCGCGCUUGGGAUUGCUCGUGGGAUCACAUUCUUGCACUCCUUAGAUAUGGUUCAUGGUGAUAUCAAGCCUCAAAAUGUGUUAUUUGAUGCUGAUUUUGAAGCACAUUUAUCAGAAUUUGGUCUAGACAGAUUGACAAUUGCAACGCCAAUCGAAGCCUCAACAUCAACACUGCCAAUCGGAACACUUGGAUAUGUUGCUCCAGAAGUGUUGUUAACAGGUCAUGUAUCAAGAGAAGGGGAUGUGUUCAGUUUUGGGAUUGUUUUGUUAGAGAUAUUGACAGGGAAAAAACCCAUUAUGUUUGAGCAAGAUGAAGAUAUUGUAAAAUGGGUCAAGAAACAGUUGCAAACAGGUCAAAUAUCCGAGCUAAUCGACCCGGGUUUGCUCGAACUAGACCCUGAAUCAUCCGAGUGGGAAGAAUUUUUACUUGGGAUCAAAGUAGGUCUCCUUUGCACAGCACCCGACCCGAGUGAAAGACCAUCCAUGGGUGAUAUUGUAUUCAUGCUCGAGGGUUGUCGGGUAGGACCCGAUAUCCCGUCCUCCACGGAUCCGACCUCACUCCCUUCCCCUGUCGGAUAACCUAGGAAAGAAAAAAGUUGAUCACCCAACCAACUUUGUUUUGGUGAAAAAAAAAAAAAAAUCAGAUGAUGUGAUUUUGUUUCAAUUUUAACAAAAUGUAAUGGUGAUUUUUAUGUGUGUAUAUAGAGUAUUUAAUUAAGUUAUUUGAUUUUAUAAUGUUGCAAGUUGAGGUAAAUUAAUUGGUAAAAAAAAAAAAAAGUUGAGUAAUUCAUAAUAGUCUUCUGCAUCACAGCAUCCAGUCAAAGGAAUUGAACCCGGGAAUUCAGAA